UCCAGAGCUUUGCAGCAGGGAAGAAAGGCUGGUGGACACCGGGGUCAAGCCCGAAGCCUUCCCCUUGGCUGCCUGCACAGCCAAGUCGUGGGCGCGGUGGGGGAGGGGGAAGAGGAGGAGGAGGAGGAGGAAAGCGGAGGAACCUUGGCUGGGCUUCUGGUCCGCAGACCGGGGAAGGAAGCGAUUGCAGCACAAUCGCCGCACACCCCAUGGCUCGGGCUGCCGAGUGAGAGGAGCGCCCGUCGGUCCCCUCCCGGCCGAUCUCGCCUCGCGUAGCCGAAGGGCAGAGCCGAAGGUGCAGGAAACGCCUCCAGCCAUGGCGGGGACCGAAGGCGUCACGGCAGAUGCAGUUUCAACAUCUGUCUACGCAUCUCCAGCAAGAAGCCUGGGAGACCCGGGAAUAACACCACUCUCCCCAUCCCACAUUGCGAAGGAUUCGAAUACAAAUGACGCAGAGGAGCAGUCCUUUCUUGUUGUUGUGGCUAUAGAUUUUGGCACCACUUCUAGCGGCUACGCCUACAGCUUCGCCAAGGAGCCAGAAUGCAUUCAUGUAAUGAGGCGAUGGGAAGGAGGGGACCCUGGUGUGUCCAAUCAGAAGACACCAACAACUAUCCUCUUAACUCCAGAAAGAAAAUUCCACAGUUUUGGUUAUGCAGCCAGAGACUUCUAUCAUGACCUAGAUCCUAAUGAAUCAAAACACUGGUUGUAUUUUGAAAAAUUUAAGAUGAAGCUUCACACAACUGGUAAUCUCACUCUGGAAACAGACCUGACAGCUGCAAAUGGCAAGAAAGUCAAAGCACUUGAAAUAUUUGCUUACGCUCUGCAGUACUUUAAGGAACAAGCAUUAAAGGAGCUGAGCGAUCAGGCGGGUUCGGAUUUUGAAAACUCUGAGGUACGAUGGGUCAUCACAGUACCAGCUAUCUGGAAACAACCUGCAAAGCAGUUUAUGAGGCAAGCUGCAUACAAGGCAGGAAUGGCAUCCUCCGAGAUUCCUGAGCAACUGAUAAUUGCCUUGGAACCAGAGGCUGCAUCCAUCUACUGCAGGAAACUCCGCCUUCAUCAGAUGAUAGACCUAAGCAGCAAAGCGCCCGUCAAUGGAUACAACCCAAGCGAGACCAUUGGCACUGGCUUUACACCAGCUAAAGAACACAUUCGUCGUAACCGGCAGAGCCGCACCUUUUUGGUUGAAAAUGUCAUAGGCGAGAUCUGGUCCGAGUUGGAGGAAGGUGACCGUUACAUAGUCGUGGACAGUGGAGGAGGGACAGUUGAUUUGACUGUCCACCAGAUCAGAUUACCUGAAGGACACCUGAAGGAACUCUACAAGGCAACAGGUGGGCCAUAUGGUUCCUUGGGGGUGGACUAUGAAUUUGAAAAACUCCUCUGUAAAAUAUUUGGAGAAGAUUUUAUUGAACAAUUUAAAAUCAAACGACCAGCUGCCUGGGUUGAUCUGAUGAUAGCAUUUGAAUCUCGCAAGAGAGCAGCAGCCCCAGACCGGACUAAUCCACUCAAUAUCACUCUGCCUUUCUCAUUCAUUGACUAUUACAAGAAAUUUCGAGGUCACAGUGUGGAACAUGCCUUAAGGAAAAGCAAUGUGGAUUUUGUGAAAUGGUCAUCACAAGGAAUGCUGAGGAUGAGUCCAGAUGCAAUGAAUGCCCUCUUCAAACCCACCAUUGACCAAAUCAUACAACAUCUCAGUGAUCUGUUUGAAAAGCCAGAAGUAACCAAUGUAAAAUUCCUGUUCCUGGUGGGUGGAUUUGCUGAAGCUCCGCUACUACAACAAGCCGUCCAGAGUGCUUUUGGCUCAAAAUGCCGAAUCAUCAUUCCUCAGGAUGUGGGGCUCACUAUCCUCAAGGGAGCCGUCUUAUUUGGCCUGGAUCCUGCAGUCAUUAAAGUGCGCCGUUCCCCCCUGACCUAUGGGGUAGGGGUCCUGAAUCGUUAUGUGGAAGGGAAGCACCCUACAGAAAAGCUGCUCGUUAAAGAUGGCACCCGUUGGUGCACUGACGUCUUUGACAAAUUUAUUUCUGCUGACCAAUCGGUGGCCCUAGGUGAAACCGUGUCGCGCAGCUAUACGCCUGCCAAGCCUUCCCAGCUGGUCAUCGUGAUAAAUAUCUACAGCUCGGAACACGACAACGUCAGUUUCAUCACUGAGCCAGGGGUGAAAAAGUGUGGCACGCUCCGCCUGGAUCUCACAGGAACUGAUACAUCUGUGCCAAGCCGGAGGGAAAUCAAAACGCUCAUGCAGUUCGGGGACACUGAGAUUAAAGCCAUGGCAAUUGAUGUUGCCACCUCUAAAAGUGUCAAAGCUGGUAUUGAUUUCCUAAACUACUAAUACUCCUUCCCUCUCCACCACCUAUUAUUUCAAUAUUCUGUUCUCUCAUUUCUCAUGCAUCACCAAAUGGACCUGAAUUUUAGCUAGAGCUAAACAGAAAAGGAUAGCCGUUGCAGGGAAAGGCCAGGCUUUUUGUCGUUUUUGAAAUUAUCUAUUCGAGAAUCUGAACACAUGGUCAUCAGGUGCUUAACAUUACAUGGAAUAACCCUAAAAUGGCUAAGUACAUAAUGGGAAUUAGUCACUGAAAUAUCACUGCCCUCUUGAUUGGGAAAAUAAAUUGCUUUACUUGAAGUAUUUAAUAUUAUGUUCUGUAUUUUGGGCCCACACUGUCAAAGCUGAUAUUCCAGGUCUUUUUUUUUUUAGACCCCAAUAUAGCAAACUGCAUGUUGACUCCCUAAUAUCAAGGACACUGCUUAGGAUAGCAGAAUGUCAUCUCUGCAGCACUAAACGAAGGCGCUCUUCCAAACUGAAUGAUUUGUUGCUGCUGUUGUGAUUAUCAGU
This is a messenger RNA of Elgaria multicarinata webbii, 2830 nucleotides long. RefSeq names its product heat shock protein family A (Hsp70) member 12A (gene HSPA12A). NCBI's taxonomy places the organism in Eukaryota, Metazoa, Chordata, Lepidosauria, Squamata, Anguidae. The record is from RefSeq and is a predicted model, not a curated record. The transcript is spliced from 12 exons. The coding region runs from base 317 to 2329 and encodes 670 amino acids.